AUGGCUCCUUGCGUAAUUUCUGGGAUGCCUAUAGCCGGGUCAGAAGAGAAGGGUCACUGCCGUCCGAGAGCAAAGCGCAGGAAGGGGAGGAGUGCGGUGGAGAGGGGCAGUUCUUUCCAUCGUCAGGAUAAGGUGGCAUUGGCCGGUGGCGACGACGUGCUACAGUCUGGGCCUGCCAAAGACGGGGAGGGUAAGGGACGAGGGGCUGUAGGCGCUAAGGGCGACAGUGAUGGGGAGCGCAAGGGACGAGGGGCUGUAGGCGCUAAGGGCGACAGUGAUGGGAAGCGCAAGGGACGAGGGGCUGUAGGCGCUAAGGGCGACAGUGAUGGGGAGCGUAAGGGACGAGGGGCUGUAGGCGCUAAGGGCGACAGUGAUGGGGAGCGUAAGGGACGAGGGGCUGUAGGCGAUAAGGGCGACAGUGAUGGGGAGCGCAAGGGACGAGGGGCUGUAGGCGCUAAGGGCGACAGUGAUGGGGAGCGUAAGGGACGAGGGGCUGUAGGCGCUAAGGGCGACAGUGAUGGGGAGCGCAAGGGACGAGGGGCUGUAGGCGCUAAGUGCGACAGUGAUGGGGAGCGCAAGGGACGAGGGGCUGUAGGCGCUAAGGGCGACAGUGAUGGGGAGCGUAAGGGACGAGGGGCUGUAGGCGCUAAGGGCGACAGUGAUGGGGAGCGUAAGGGACGAGGGGCUGUAGGCGAUAAGGGCGACAGUGAUGGGGAGCGCAAGGGACGAGGGGCUGUAGGCGCUAAGGGCGACAGUGAUGGGGAGCGUAAGGGACGAGGGGCUGUAGGCGCUAAGGGCGACAGUGAUGGGGAGCGUAAGGGACGAGGGGCUGUAAGCACUAAGGGCGACAGUGAUGGGGAGCGUAAGGAACGAGGGGCUGUAAGCACUAAGGGCGACAGUGAUAGGGAGCGUAAGGGACGAGGGGCUGUAAGCACUAAGGGCGACAGUGAUGGGGAGCGUAAGGGACGAGGGGCUGAAGUCACGUACAAGCGGCGCAAGGUGGUUGACACGGGCGGUCACGACAGAAAAAUGAGGAAGGCUCGCCAGGGACGGAAACGGUACGCUUCACCCAGAUCGUCGUCCGGUUCCGAGGAGGGAUCCAGCGACGGGGAAUCUGGUAGUUCAUCUGGCAGCGAAUAUGGGGACGAGGAGGAGGAGGAGGAGGAGGAGGAGGAGGAGGAGGAGGAGGAGGAGGAGGAGGAGAGUGAGGACCAAGAUCUGGAGCCGGAAAGCGAGGAGGCGGAUGAGGUGCGUCCCAAGAGAAAGGGGCGUGAUCAGAAGGCCAAGAAGGGCAUUCCUAAGAGGAACCGUGACAAGGGUCGGGACAAGGGCCGUAAGGGGCGCGACAGUCGUGGGAAAUCGCAUGGCAACAACGGUCGCCGGCGUGUGGUUUCCCAGGUUGUCCGUGUGCGCCCCAAAGUGAAGCCCGAGCCUGAAUUCUAUGCGGAGAUGGGAGUGAAAGCAACUGCUGCUCCUACUGGAUAUCUUGAUCGUAAAGACCAGACCCGAAGGAGGCGUGACGAUCGCGAGGACCCUUAUGCUGCUCUCAGAGGGCCAUCACUAAAUGCUGGGAAAGGAGCAGACCCGUUGCCUACAGGGUCAUGGCGUCAUAACAAGGAGGGAAAAGACCCACUUGCGAAGCGUCUCGAGACACGGGAUUCACCGGAUCUUGAUAAAGACGACUUUAAGCCCAAACGGUACGCUGACCCAACGGCCGCAGCAGCAAACGACGGUGUGGCAGGUGGGAUGUGGGCAAACACAUUGGGUGAUUGUGGCGGAGUUAUGGCUGGCUCUCCGUACGAUGAACGUGACGAAAGGGGCGACGACUACACCUGGAAAAGGGAUCCACACACGAACGAGGGGAGGGGUGAGAGCAUGUGCACGCCCGGUGCAUCUGGUCGUCUCAAUCCGGCUCGCCCCAAGACGGUGGAGCAGCUCACGCGAGAGCUUGAGCUAGCAAACAGCGAACUAGCAACCCUCAAGGCAAAACCAGCUUGCAAUGGCGUCAAAAACCGCGGACCCCUGUCGCGUGAUUAA
This is a messenger RNA of Closterium sp. NIES-65, 2037 nucleotides long. The record is from the annotation of a GenBank genome assembly. NCBI's taxonomy places the organism in Eukaryota, Viridiplantae, Streptophyta, Zygnematophyceae, Desmidiales, Closteriaceae.